Molecule: messenger RNA, 2661 nt
Organism: Phytophthora infestans T30-4
Lineage: Eukaryota; Oomycota; Peronosporomycetes; Peronosporales; Peronosporaceae
Exons: 3
Coding region: 1-2661 (886 amino acids)
Biological process (GO): proton transmembrane transport
Cellular component (GO): membrane
Molecular function (GO): antiporter activity
Source: RefSeq, a predicted model, not a curated record
AUGGCCGCUUCAGGGCGUCUGCUAGCAGCACCGCCGUCGACGGCGGUGCUCUUUCUCGCGCUUUCGCUGGUCGUAACCAGUUUCAUGCAUGUAACUUCAGGUCACCCGGCUUUGCGGGAAGAUGAUGACGAUGCCACCCGCCGUCUGAGCGGCGGUGGAGGCGACAAGAACAAAACCGUGCCGUUUAACUCAUGGAGCAACGCCAUCGACACGCUCCAAUACGUGCUGGCCUUCGUGGUUGUCCUCGUGGCAGCACACCCGCUUGGUCUUUUCUUCCCCAAAUUAUUCAAGCUCCCGCUUAUCACGGGCUACCUGGUCAUUGGUGUCAUUGCCGGCCCCUUUGUAUCCAACCUCUUGACCGAGGGGCUAGUGAAAAUGCUGUCAAGCUAUGUCAGUGCAUUGGCACUGUCGUUCAUCUCGUUCCAGGCAGGACAGGAGAUUUAUCUGCCGGAACUUAAGCCGCAACUCAAGCCUAUCAUGAUUCUUCUCGGUGUGCUGUACUGUACGGCCAUGGUGAUUCUUUCAGCUGGUGUGUUGAUGAUGGAGAGCGCCUUCUUCUACGACGACAUGGGCAUGGCGUGUCAAUUGGGCAUCGCUCUCAUGUUCGGUUCCAUCUCCGUAUUGGGUUCACCGGCCACUGUCAUGGCCAUCAAGAUCGAGCUGAACAGUGUGGGUCCGUUCACGAGUCUGAUGCUCGGUGCUACGAUGACAGCCGAGUUCAUCGUGCUCAUUUCGUUCUCGAUUUCUCGUAUCGUGACCUCCAUCUACUGCGCCAAACUGGAUGUGUCAAUGCUCAACUUGAUGUAUACCAUGACUAUUGUGCUGUCCAACAUCUUGGUGGGUGUUCUUCUAGCUGGAGUGACGCUCCUCAUUUUUAAAAUCCCUGGCGGGGAGCAUCACCACCACGACGACCACGGCGCUGAACACGAAUCUGCGUUACCAAACAUGUCGUACACGGAUCAGAAAACCAAUGAAAAGGUGGCCCCUAUCAACCCGAACAUGGAGCCCCACCCGCACAACGGAGCAGACAGAGAGUUUUCCAUGGACGAACUGCACACUCCUCCUCCUUCGACUUGCUGUUUGUCGCCUAAAGCCGUGUUGUCGCUCAAGGGCUUCAUUUGGCUUUCGAUGGGCUACAUGUUCUACAUCUCCAGUAGUCUUGUAGCUGAAGCUACCGCCGCAGCCUUCGGUUUGUCGUGGGAAAUUAAAUUCGAAGCGCUGCUUGUGCUCAUGAUUGCGUCGUGUAUCGCUGGCCACCACACGGGAAUCCGUCACGACAUGCACGUGAUCCUCGACACGGCGGCGCCGUACAUGUUCCUGCCGUUCUUCGUUAUGACCGGUGCAGCACUGAAGCUGGACCAGGUCGUGGCGGCCAUUCCGCUUAUGAGUCUGUACGUCAUCCUCCGGUAUAUCGCAAUUUUCAUCGCUUGCUACUUCGGUGGCCGCUACAUUCUCAAGCUGACGCCGAGGCAGUACAACAACCUGUGGCUCACGAUGACGCCUCAGGCUGGUGUGGCCCUAGGUCUGGCCAAUGAGGUGCAAGCGAUGAGUGAAGAAUCGUGGGCUGCCGAGUUCUCAGCGACGAUUGUGGCCGCCGUGGUGGUGAACCAGAUCAUCGGUCCGGUCCUGUGUGCCAUGGGUUUGAGUCGAGCCGAGCAUGCACGGCGUCAGUUUGAAGUCAGUCGACGAAUGUCAAGUCCUGGUAUUACGAUGGGCAACGGAGACCCUCGAUCGCUGCUGCCGUUCUACAAGGUACAGAACGCAGUCGUCAUCGGAGACGAUGAAACCGCCUUCGAGGUCGCUCUCGAGCUCUCACUCUACGGCGCACAGGUCAACGUUCCUCUGUUGGACGAAGAACGUACCAGCAAGUGGCAGAAGAUGAACGAAACAAUCCUUAAACGUACGGCUAAGGGGGACCUCAUCUCGUACAAGAACACUCUCAAGGACCGUGACAAUGCACAGGCCAUGUCUUCAGCUGACGUGUUGAUCUUUACAGGCGACGCUAAUCGUACGCGCGAGAACGUGCAUUUACUCAAGUCUUUGCUUGGUGCUUCUCACCCUCGGAUGAUCGCAUUGGUACCGGACUGCAAGUUCAGCAAGGAGAUGAAGGCGCUGGGUGUGCUGGUGAUCCAGCCGUCUAUCGCUCUGGCCAAUAUUGCGACCCGUAUGGCCUUGUUGGACCAGAAAUUGGCAGAAGCUCUUUCGAACGAGAUCAGUACCACAAGCGACUUCAGUACGGCUUCGUACUUCUUGCGUGGCGACGGCGACCUCGCGAAUAUGCGUCUGGAAGGACGUCGUCUGGCACUGGGUCGCAACGUGGUGAACCACCACUCGGUGGACUACGACCGUCUGGCCGAGGCGCUUCACUCGGAGAAGUUGCCAAUGCCACCGCCUCCGUCACGUGUUUCCAUGUUCGGUAUCUCAUCGGCUGCCAGGUUUGACCCGUUCAAGCGUGACAGGAACAACUCGGAGUUUUUCGUCAUGCACGACGAUAAUGAUACCGAAGAGAUCAUUCUGGAUGCUCAGUAUGGACCGUAUUCGUCUCGAGGCAACCCUCGACUAAGUCUCCAGCGAUCAUCAAUUCAACUUGGAGCGAGUCGCGUGCAACGUGGCGGUGGCCGAGGAAGACACACGCCCGGACGUACCAAACCCGGGUAUUAA